UCAUUUAAUAUACUGAUCGUGUAAUCGAACAUCUGAUACUAAAUUCAAAAUAAAUAAUUCUUAAUGUAAUUCUAAUUUAAAAUAUAAUCGAAUAACAUGUGCAUUUGUAGAAUGGUGAAUUAAUUGAUACGCUUUUACUUUCACAACAAACAUUAAGUAUAUAAAUUCGCAUAAUAUUUUCACUUGAAAAUUAUUUUAAUGUAUAAUUAAUAACUAUAAAAUAAAAAAUUAUGGCGUCAGGUUUAGAAAGCUACGUAAAUCAUACUGUUUCUAUUAUUACUUCUGAUGGUAGAAACUUUAUUGGAACAUUGAAAGGUUUUGAUCAGACUAUUAACAUAAUAUUAGAUGAAUCUCAUGAGCGUGUAUAUAGCACAACACAAGGAGUGGAACAAGUAGUAUUAGGUUUACAUAUUAUUAGAGGUGAUAAUGUAGCAAUUGUAGGAGAAUUGGAUGACGAGAUGGAUGCACGUUUAGAUCUAUCAGCUAUAAGAGCAGAUCCUUUAAGUUCUAUUGUACAUUAAUAGAAAAUAAUUACAGUUAUAAUUAUUAUUGUUUGAAAAUAAUAAUAUAACUAAACAAUAAUAAUAAUUAAAUAAGAAUUUGUAAUAAUGAAUUAUAGUCAAAUGAAAGUACAAUUUCUUACAUGGGUUGUAUAUUGUAUAAAUAUCAUUUUUUAUAUCCAUUUAAAAUAUUUUUGUUUUAAACAAAAUGCAGUGGAAAAAUAUAACCAUUGUUUAUCACACUAUGAAGAAUAAUAGAAAGAUAUUAGAAUUAAUAAUUAAACUGUAUAAAAAGAUUUCACUAUAAGAUAGUAAAUUAUAUUUUUUACAAA
Messenger RNA from Apis florea (little honeybee), 832 nucleotides. RefSeq names its product U6 snRNA-associated Sm-like protein LSm8. The record is from RefSeq and is a predicted model, not a curated record. Gene Ontology annotation, cellular component: precatalytic spliceosome; U4/U6 x U5 tri-snRNP complex; U6 snRNP. NCBI's taxonomy places the organism in Eukaryota, Metazoa, Arthropoda, Insecta, Hymenoptera, Apidae. Gene Ontology annotation, molecular function: mRNA binding. Gene Ontology annotation, biological process: mRNA splicing, via spliceosome.